Molecule: messenger RNA, 1987 nt
Organism: Bradysia coprophila
Lineage: Eukaryota; Metazoa; Arthropoda; Insecta; Diptera; Sciaridae
Source: RefSeq, a predicted model, not a curated record
UGUUUUACGUUUGGUAUUGAAACAUUUUCGUCCGAAAUUUUAUCGUCGUAAUAUGGGAAAUCGAAUUGGAAAAUUGUUCGGUACGAUCUUUUUACCACAUUUUCCUCAUAAUUUUCAUUUAAUAUGGGAACCGAUUUACCUCGUAUUUUUCAAUGUUGUUCAGUUUAUGUUGUAAAAUUAUUUCUUUUUUUCAUUUCAUCCAUAGUAAUUGUUAAGAUAAUAAUCACUGUGCAGUACCUAUAUAACGAAUAGAGUACAGAGGUUUCUCGAUGUAUUGUUACGUACUGCUUCAAUUUUUUAGUUGAGUGAUUUUGUUCACAUUGUUAAUGAUGGUCAAUUGCAUCUCAAUGGGUCAUAUCAAAAUAGUUGUUCAGUGAGAGUGUACGUACACGUUUGUUAUAUUUGCUGUUAGAAAUGGGUGACUGUUGUUCGCGAUCAGGAAGCGAAGAUAUCACUGCCGUACCGAACAAACCGAAAAAGGAAAACAGUACGCCAUCAUCGAAUGUAACAAAGACUGUACCGCCAACCGUUGUAAAGCCAGUGCCAACUCCAACGGUUACGUCGGAAACGGUUACAAAGGAUACCGUGGCACCCGAGGUUUUAGAAACGAAAAGCUCAGCAGUUGUAACAAAUUCAGCUCCGACGACAGAUGUCGAAUCUCGCAAUACAGAAACAAGUGCCACCCAUUCCGCACCGGACAACGCUAAUGAAUUGCCAGCAUUCCUAAUUGUUCUGCUUAAAAAAAUUGCCGAACAGGAAGGUUUCACAGAUUAUACGUUCGAAGUUAGUGCUGGUUCUAAUCAUGCUGACGGCUUUUUGGCGGUAAUAAAACGAGUCAUAGUGUCCGGUUCCCGAAAUGGUACAGCAGAUAAAUUGCCAUUGAUAUGCAAACUUAUGCCCACGUCGAAGGCUCGCCGAGAACAGUUCAACUCCGAUGCCGUUUUUAUUCGUGAGGCUUUCAUGUACAGCAAGCUGUUACCGUUGUUCGCCGAAUUCCAAAAGGAGAAAGGAUUGAGCGCUACAGACAGUUUCUGCGAAUAUCCGAAAUGCUACGGAACAUUGGAUGAUAAGCAGAACGAUCAUUUUGUCAUUGUGUUGGAAGAUUUAAAGGCUAGCGGGUAUCUGAUGUUUGACAAGUUGAAAGCUGCGGAUUUCAAUCAUGUGAGGCUGUUUGCCGAAAGUUUGGGUAAAUUCCAUGCCGUUUCGUUUGCUCUUAAAGACCAACGUCCAGAAGUCUUUGCCCAAUUCAAACCCCUGCAAGAUGUCUUUGUUCAACAAGUCUUAGACAAACCGGAAGAAAUGGGCCAAAUGUUCGCAUUCUUCUUUGAUAAAGCGAUAGGUGCAUUGAAACCAGAAGAUACAGCGGAAAUAAAAGCUAUGACCGAAUUAAAGGCAAAUACCAUGGAAGAAUUGAAGGCAACUGCAUCAGGAGAAGCAGCCGAACCAUUUUCUAUUGUCAAUCACGGCGACUGUUGGAACAAUAACAUGAUGUAUGUCUAUGGAAGUGAGAGCGACAUACCGGUGAACAUAUCCCUGCUGGACUUCCAAAUAAGCAGAUACAGCUCACCGGCACUGGAUUUGGUCUAUUUCUUAUUCUCAUCGACAGAUAAAACCCUGAGAGAUAGCUACUACACAGAAGUUAUUCAAUUGUACCACAAAGCGCUGUCGACGAAUCUAACUAAGUUGGGCAGUGAUGCGGAAAAAUUAUUCUCAUUCAACGACCUACAGGACCAACUGAAGAAGUUCGGACGUUACGCAUUAAUCAUUGCUCCGAUGUUACUGAACAUUAUAACCAGCAAGCCAGACGAUAUUCCUGAUUUAGAUAAUUUGGCUGAGGAAUUUAAGGACAAAUCCAUUGAGGAGGGUAUGAAAGCGUUCAUAAACGAUUCUGCAAAUGAUAAGUUCAACGGACGAAUGCGUGACGUUAUUCAAGAUGUUAUUAGAUUAGGAUAUUAUGACAAACAAUAAAUAAAAGUCACUGCACCAG